Dreissena polymorpha is the source of this 905-nucleotide messenger RNA. RefSeq lists its product as uncharacterized. The record is from RefSeq and is a predicted model, not a curated record. Bases 108 to 905 code for a protein of 265 amino acids. Lineage: Eukaryota; Metazoa; Mollusca; Bivalvia; Myida; Dreissenidae. The transcript is spliced from 5 exons.
AGAGUGAAUAAUCCAGAUCCCCCGUCCAGUCCAGAUGCAGGUGCCAUCCGUGAUAGUAACGACGCAACUUUCAAUUUGAGGAAGAGCUUGACAUUUCCUUUGCACAUAUGGAAUCAGACAUUGAGGUGAGCAACGUGCCAGAUGUAGGGCCGAUUGAAGCUGAGGUUCAUGGAGACUUUGGUGAUGAAGAGAAUGAUGACGAUGAAGAAGACAAUUGUUCCCCCAAGUUUCAGAAAUUGAAAAGCGUCACUGAGGAACACUGCAAGCAGCCCAUGUACCUGCUCACAGAUUCUUGUUUGGAUUCCCUGCUGGCUGACAUCCCAGUAUCCUGUAGAUGUAGGGAAAAACCAAAGCCGACAAAAAAGAGAGUUGGGUCGGCUGUCACAGUAAACUGGAUUUGUGAUUGUGGGAAGACGUUGAAGUCUUGGGCAAGCCAGCCAGCAUUGCGUUACGGCUCUUUUCUGGGCAAUGUUAUGCUCAUGUCAUCAACAAUUUUGUCUGGCAACAACUAUCAAAAAGUUGCACUGCUGGCCAAGUUCAUAAAUCUUGGUCUCCCUCAUAGAACAACCUUCCAAAAUAUCCAGGGACAUUUUGUCGCUCCUACAGUUGAGCAGUACUGGAGUAAUAUUCAAGCCUCAGCCAUUGAAGAGACCAGAGCAACAGAUGUAGUCAUUUCAGGUGAUGGACGCAUGGACAGCCCUGGCCAUUGUGCUAAGUACUGCACAUACACCUGCAUGAACCAGCAGACAAAAGGGAUCCUUGCCAUGGAGGUGGUUGACAAAAGGGAAGCCAGCUUAAGUUUUGAUUUUAUACUUAUAGUCUACAGUGAUGGAAACAUUUGCCUUCAUGAAAGCGCUUCCGGGGUUGUUGAAGGAGGGGGUGCAAGUGGUGGAGGUCGUAACUGA